Nilaparvata lugens (brown planthopper) is the source of this 3557-nucleotide messenger RNA. RefSeq lists its product as uncharacterized. The transcript has 3 exons. The record is from RefSeq and is a predicted model, not a curated record. The coding region runs from base 296 to 1795 and encodes 499 amino acids. Lineage: Eukaryota; Metazoa; Arthropoda; Insecta; Hemiptera; Delphacidae.
UGCUCAGCAAGUGGAGUGUUUUCACCAUGUGCAAUUCAUCAUCAAUUUUCUAGUCAGUGUGAUUGAAACAGGGUGACAAUUAAAAUCAAGUUAUUGGUUAUGGUUUGGCUGCUCUGUUUAUCAUCCGUGCAAGGUACAAGGACUUCAAAUCUUUAAAUAGAGCUGGAGUUACCAAUAAUUGUAAAGAUAGCUAGAAAUCUACUGCUGAUUAUCCGGUUGAGCAAUAUUAUUGAAAAGGGUUGCCUGAUAUCUUUAUCAUUCAGCUCCAAAGGUUGAAGAGAUUGAUAAACAAAGAAUGAGCAACUCACCAAGUUCAAAUGAAAACAAGGAAGGGGAUCAAACCAAACUUAGAAAAAGAAUUGAUGUGAUAGGAGGAAAGCAAUUGUCAUUAAGAACACAUUCUAACAACAGUAGAAAUAGACCUACUCACAAUGACCAAUUACCAGAGAUGCAUAGAACAAGGAGACUCACUCUUUCAAAUAUUCAAGAUGUUGGAUAUUCGAGGACUGUUAAGGGGAAGCUUCUCCUACAAAGUCAGGACAAGAACAUUGUUCAAAUAGAUUUGACAAAAUCCAAUGAAUUCCCAUUCAGAUGUCAAAGCCAGCGGCUCUGCUUGAAAAGGAGUAAUGAAUCGCUAGGUAGCAUCUUAAAUCCCAUCUGCCUCAGUGAUGAACUCAAGUUCAGGAAAAAAUGGCCUGAUCCACACCACGAGAGACCCACUUGGGAAUCGAUGAAAUGGAACACUCCAAUGUUUAAUUCAGAUGAUGAAGUCAAAACUCUGAUGAGAGAGAGCAGCCAAAGUGUAAUUGAUUACGUGAGGUCAACAAAAGAGCUCCAUGAUAUCCUAAUGGCUUGUGGAUGCCCAAAAACAGUUGAGAAGAGCCUUGAGCAUCAAGAGGAUUCCAAUGAUGUGGUUUGGGUGCAAGAGGACAACAGUUUCAAGAAUCGAAUGGAACCAACGUUUCUAACUGAAGAAGCAAGGUUUGUCCACAUGGAGUUAGAGCCUCAAGGAUUGCUCGCUAGCCAACAAAACUUGGACAGUGAGGGUCAGAACUGUUCUGAGUCAGACACAGAUUCUGUUAUGAUUAUAGAUCUGGACAGCCAAUCUUCCAAGGAUUCAAAUUCCCAAACUGAUAAUGCGUUGGAAGUAAAUAGUGUUUUGCAAAAUGAAAGGAGAUAUUCACUGGAAAAUCUGGAUUUUGUCAACAAUCAAUCUGAUAUGCAGAAUCCUCACGUACCUAGGAUUGAACCUUCAGCAGUGCCCAUCAAUGAACUGGAAUCAAAUGGAGUGAGUAAAUAUUAUGCCAAUCUGUUUGUGGGCGAAUCGUCAGAGGGAAAUGAGUAUUACUCCUCAAAUCUGGUACUACUAAAAGGGGACGAAAACAUGGUAGCAACUGCCAAGGUAUCUGAAGGUAAAGUGGUUUUGCACUGUAUUAAAAGCGAUUUCGGGGAGGAUCAGGUGUCUUGGGAUAAGGAUGAAACAAUCACCCUCUAUUCGGAUAAUACAAACAAAGUCGAAGCGGGAAGUGGGCAAUCAAGUAGGAGCUCAUCAUCAUCUCAUUCCUCAUAUUCAUGCCAACAUGGCUGCUGUUCAGCACCAAGUGAGAAGGAGGCAUGCUCCAUGAAUUCAUGCUCCUUGCACAACAUGACCAGCACUGAUAUAGAUCUGCAUCUCACAUUGGAAGAAACUAGAAAAGCUUCAAGUGAAUUGAUAGUGAGCACUCUUGUAUUAAACUCUAUAAUAUCUGGUCAAAGUCAAAAAGAUAUAGUGGAUAAAAUAUUGAAUGAAAGUUGAUAUUAUUGCUAAAAUGCCCAGGGAGUAAUACGAGUUGUAAUGAAAUUAAAUGAGAAUACUCUUUAUGUGGAGUUGGGACUUUCAAGACCUCUCUACCACAAGUUUGGUCUACUAUUAAUUAUUCUUAGUGCAGAGAUGUUUCAGAAAUAUGAAAUAUUUGAUGAUUUAAACUGCACCAAUAUCGGACUUCUUUACCGAAAUCAAACUUACUAACUUUUAUAAAAUAACUUCAAUUGUGUGCUUUAUACAAACCAUAUCCUCUAUAUCAUAUUCUUAUAGCUCAUUCCAUGACAAAUGUUGAAAGUCAUGCAAACACGAUUGUACAUAUACGGUACAGUUGGUUGAUUUUAAUCAAUUACAAGAGCUGAAAAUAGCACUUUUUGGUAGCUGAGAUUCUUUUACAUAAGAAUCGUAGAGUACACAAAUAUUCAUUUUUGUGAAGUCUAUUCUUCCUUGAUAUUCAAUCCAGGAGAGGAAAAUCUCCUAUGUGAGGGAAAAUUGAGUUAAGAAUUGAAAAAGUGGAUUUCAACUGGUGUGGAAAGAAUAACAAAAACAGUUUUCAAACUGUAAUAUACAAAAAAUACAGUUUCGGUACUAAGGAAAAGAUGAACGUCGACGAUUCCAACUGCUGUGAAAAGAAUAAUAAAACCAAAUUUCAAAUUGAUUACAAUUUAUUUCUGAUUUUACUGUAUUAUAAUCAGGUAAUAGUUCAACAUUUUGUACAGUUUUGAUUAUUGAGAAUAGAAAGAUUCGUACAAUCUACAAUAAGUAACUAUAGUAAUAUAAAACAAACGAGAGUUAUGAAUGUUUCACAAGGCAAUUCUAAGAUAUAAAUUGUAGAAGGAUCACUUAUGUUGUCCCAAGAGACAUCAGAUAAAAUAGAUUUUUCUUAUCCAUCGAUAGGAAACUAGGAACAAAAAUCUGGUAAUAUAUGAUGAAAAUUUCAUGAUUGAUUAGCUGAGUUUCUUAGUUAUCAGAAGGAAAAUAAUACAAGGCGCUGAAUAAAUAGAUCUAUCAAAGUAGGAAAUGAUCUAAUUGAAGAAAAUAAUGAUCUAGUUUCAAUUUUCAUUUGGAACUAGUAAAAUAUUCAUAGAUCUGCUUACCAUAGAAUUAAUAUCAGUGUUGAAUAAUCGAUUUAUUACCAUAAUAGGAAAUGAGAACAUAAUGAUCUAUAUUAGUAGGUAACUAUGAUUAUAUUGCUUUAAUUCCAUUCUGGGAAAUUUAACAUUUUUGGCAAAAGAGUUGAAGAGUUAAAUAAAUAAAGUUAAUAAACCAGUUGUAUCGUGUACACUACUAUAGGAAACAGAUAGUUUACUCACUCUUGAUUAAGAAUAAUAAAAAUAGUAAUCAAAUUUUUAAAAUAACAAUAACUAGUUGAUUCUAAUUUUGGCAAAAUAAGAUUUUGAUAAAUUGAAAACGUCACUUAGUUUUCUCUAUAAACACAAAAAAGUUUUUCUUUUUAAGUCACAGCUUCUACAGGGACCCGCAUAUUAAUCUGACGAUUUUGUAGUAAUUAUUAUGUUUGAACCACUGUCAUUGGAAAGGCGGGAAUGUUGUAGAUCGACAGGUCUACUGUAUUCUUGCCAUUUCAGUAGCCAGUAUGUCGUGGUCGAGUGAACAUCAAGCGAUUGUGAUUGAAGCUUAUUUUAAAAAUAAUGACUCAGUUAUUUUAACACAGCGUUUAUGUCGCAGACAUUUCAAUAAUUUAAAUCGACACGCGCCUGUUCCCAUCAGUAGGAAUGCGAUCUUGUUGUUGGUAAAA